CCGCCGGCAAGCGGAGGUAAGACAGGGACGGGGAACGGGCCCGGUGCUUCACUUGUGUUUGGCUUUGGGGUCUUUUCAGAUGCCGCCCCGGACCUCUCGUCCCGUACUUCACUGAGCUACUAUUUAGUCAUCAGCUAGAAAUCAUCAUACAAGAGUCAUUAGUGGUGUUUCCUUUUCGGAUUUGUCACGGAGCAAGGCGUUCUUCUUGAUUAUUUGUUUGACAUUCUGUCGCAUUGGUCCUUGGUUACGGGGCGUACUCAGCAAACAAUCAUUCUCGGCAUCAUUACAUAGCGAGAUCAGCUUCACUCCUAGCCCUUGUCGAGAUUUCCCUUGAGUAUUUCUUCAGUUCAAGUUUAACUCGGGGCUCUUCGACAUAUACAAUCGUUCAAACACAUCACUACGUCAUACGCCAGACUGCAGCCAUGGCCUCUUCAACCGACAAGAAGCCACCAGCAACACCAGUUCCACGCUCCAUCGUCCCCGACGCCAACACUUUCGACCCCAGCCUUCCCGCCUCCAAGACAGGCGCCGGCGCCACUAACACCUCAUCCUCAUCCUCCUCCGAUACCCAACCCAACUGUCCCUUCUGCCACAUCUCCUCGACCUUCCCCCCCUACCCCCCUACCACCCCCCCUUCUCCCUUCCCCCCCUCCACCUCCACCUCCCCACAACCACAAACCUUCCUCCUCCUCUCCACCCCCCUCCUGAUCGCCUUCCUCGACAUCAUGCCCCUCUCCCCAGGCCAUCUCUUACUCUGCCCCCGUCGGCACGCCGCCAAACUCACCGACGUUCUUCCCGAUGAAGCCGCCGAAUUGGGGCGUUACCUACGGAUCCUCUCGGAAGCAGUGACGCGGGCGACGGGAAUCAAAGACUGGAACGUGGUCCAGAACAACGGGUCGGCCGCGGCGCAGGUUGUUGAGCAUAUGCAUUUUCAUAUCAUUCCCAGGCCAGGGCUGAGGGAGGCUGAGAGAUUUACGAGUACCAUGUUUGGGAGGGGGAAAAGGGAGGAUUUGGAUGAGGACGAGGGGGAGGAGUUGGCGAGGAGGGUGAGAGGGUUUGUCACGGAGGUGGUUAGGGAGGAGGAGGAGGAGGGGGAGAGGGGGCUAAGGGAGAAAGCGAAGCUGUAGGGAGCGGGGUUGGUCGGAACGGAUGUCACAGAUGUGUGGUCACGGAGCAUAGCCAGUCAUUAAUCUCGAGCGAGCAUUUUCUGGUGUCAUUAUUCAUUAUUGUUCAUCUAUGGGGGGAAUAU
Molecule: messenger RNA, 1249 nt
Organism: Neurospora crassa OR74A
Lineage: Eukaryota; Fungi; Ascomycota; Sordariomycetes; Sordariales; Sordariaceae
Product: HIT domain-containing protein
Exons: 1
Coding region: 423-1127 (234 amino acids)
Biological process (GO): nucleotide metabolic process
Molecular function (GO): catalytic activity
Source: RefSeq, a predicted model, not a curated record